GUCAGUGUCAGUGUAAAGGGACAUUACUGGGAAGUAAUGCGGGUAUUACUGCCCUUGAAUUUGACUAUGAUGAGGCGUAUAUACUUGGUGCUUCAAACGAUUAUGCUAGUAGAUUGUGGUCUUUAUCUGAUCAAAGGUUAAGACAUACGUUGACGGGUCACAGUGGGAAAGUUUUAACUGCCAAAUUUUUAGGUGAUUCAUCAAAAGUGGUAACUGGAAGCCAUGACAGAACUUUAAAAAUCUGGGACCUACAUACUAGAGCAUGUUCAAAAACAAUAUUUGCUGGAUCAAGUUGCAAUGAUUUAGUGACAUUACAUGCAAGUAGCAUAAUCAGCGGCCAUUUUGAUAAGCGUGUAAGGUUUUGGGACCCUCGUGUAGACUCCACCAUCAAUGAGAUUUCAUUACAUGGACGUAUUACAUCAUUAGCUUUAUCACCAGAUAAGGCAUCAUUGUUGGCAUGUACAAGGGAAGACACAUUAAAGGUGAUAGAUCUACGUAUGAACCAAGUUUCCUAUACAUUAGUAGCUGAAAAUUUCAAAGUGGCAUUUGACUAUUCACGAGCAGUAUUUAGCCCUGAUGGUAGCUAUGCCAUGGCAGGAUCCUCUGAUGGUACUCUAUAUGUUUGGAACAUACAGAAAGGCAAGGUUGAACGAAUGCUAAAAGAACAUACGCAUGCAAUCAUGGCUUGUUCUUGGCAUCCAUCAGGAUCGGUUAUCCUCAGUUCAGAAAAACAGAAGAAGGUUAUCCUGUGGUCUGAUAUUUAAUUGCGACUGAAAAAAACAUUUCAGAUUUUAUGUGUUCAAUUCCAUGGAUGUUUUUAUGUGUGAAAAUAUUCAUUUCAUAAACACACUGUUAAAAAUUGUAGAGUUACAAUGUUGCAUUUUUUGUCAAAAUGUCUAAGCAUAGAAAUCCCUGAUUUUAAUUGAGGUAUAACUCCAAACAAAAAUAAUUAUACCAGCUAAGUGUAAGAGAUGUCAGGAUGUCUGUAUUAAGCUGUUUGCUAGUUACCUAAAAUAGUAUCAUGUCAGAAGUCCUCAAAUUAUCAAAAAGUUGUCUGUGUAAACCUACUAAUUUACAACAUUUCAACAUUUUGGGAGAUUAUAGGUAAAACAGUAGAGAUUGUAGGUAAAACAGUAGAGAUUAUAGGUAAAACAGUAGAGAUUGUAGGUAAAACAGUAGAGAUUAUAGGUAAAACAGUAUUAACAGUUUCUAAAUGCUUAAAUUUUUCUUGAAAUGGAACCAGAAGUAUUUCUAUUGACUGUAAAUAGUUGUGCACCCAGACAUGUUCUACUUUUAUUGCUACUCAUGAACUUACUGAGAUAUGUUAAAGGGAGGUAAUUAACAUUCUUGAAGGAAGGAAGUACAUUUAAACAUAUUAACAAGCAAUUUAUUCAGUAUGAAUUUACUGUCACUUAAAAUUCAGUGAUAAGUAUUGGUAAGAAAAUGAUUGCUUGCCAUUUUAAAAUUCAGUCAUGAUCAUGUGUUGUGGUUGUUUUUUACAUGGCAAGAGUGUUAUAAUGGCCCUAAGUCACCCAACUGCAAAUAUAUAUUGUUGUAGCGUGAGCUGAACUUUUUUGACAAGGUACAUGUAACUAUCUGUCAUUUGUUGUAUUUUCACAAGUUAUAGCAGUCACCUUUUUUUAUCCAUUCUUGAUGAAGUUCAAACAUGCCUUUUUUAAAAGCUGACCAUUUAAAUAAAAAAAAAUUCCCCAAGAGUAUGUACUAGGGCUCAGCAAUUUUGUUCCUUUCUGCCUUUGGGGAUUCUGGCAGGAUGGUUUCUUCAGUGAUUCAUUUUGUUUAGUAACAUUUGCUGGUAAUGCAUGUUUGUGUCUUUACUAUUUUAGGAUACUUCUAAUAUCUUUUACCUUUUUCUUGUAAAUUUCUCCUAUAUAUACAGUACAUCUUUUUUCAUUUUCCUUUAAAUACAAUAUACAUGUAUUAGGGAAGUCUUAUAGUGCACAAUCUUGAGUAGGUAUCAAACAACAAUAAUUCUUGUAGAUCAGACUGUCAUUCCUGUAUAUCAGACUGAUGUUUCUGUUAGUUUUACACAGGCUGGAUAAUUUAUCUGACAUGGGAGAUUCCAUAUGAGUUGCAGGCUCUAAUGUCAUGUUAGUGCAUUUUAUGAAUGAACACAUUCUGGCUAUGAUGGUCAUUUGACUGUUAUGAUAGAUAAAAAUGAAGCUGUAAAUUUUUAUGCUACUUUAUUAAAAGAUGAUUGAAAUUAAUUUUAAGAUAAUUGACAUUAAUUUAAUUUUAAAAAAAAAUUAAUUCACUGAGGUAAGAAAUGUGAAAUAUGGUAGAAUAUUCAAUAAAAAUAUUUCACAUGUUGUUUGUGGUUCAGAUCAGAAUGUCCGUCAAAAGCAUCACUUCACAUAGUAUUACCCCCAUGACAGAUUGUUCAAACCUCAACUUAUGACUUAAAUUAUCAAUAAUGGAUUAUUUCAUGUUUAACAUUAGAAUAAAGGAAUGAUUACAUGUUGCUAGAUCAUAGAAGUAUAAAUCUGUGUAAAUUUAAUAAAUAUUGUAUUUUAGGCAUGUUGAUUAUCUGUUUAUAUAAUGACAGUAUAUAUAAGGUUUUUGAGAACGAGGGUCAGAUGAUGUGAUGAUUUUAUAUAAGAUUAUUUUCUUUGACUUGAAUUUUUUGUUGCCAGUUUUUGAGCACACCAUAUUUCAGCACACAGAGGCUUAAUUUAAAUCAGUGACAAUGUGAGCAUGAAUAGCAACUGACAUGUCGCCGGUACAGUUAUACCAGCUUGAUUCAUGUCUGGCUGGAUUUUAAAGUGACAUUAUCAAUUCUGAAUAAAUAAUGUAACUUAUUGACCAAUAAUUGGAAGUGAAAAAUGUUAAGAAUAAAAUAUAAAAACUACCGAAGUUUUAAAAAAAAGGCUACCCGACUCUUUUUAAAAAUUGAACAUAACCAAUAAAUUCUGAAUGCUAUUAUUAGAUUUUUUUCGUGGGUCAAAUGGAUUUUUAUUUCUAUUAUUUUUGGAUAGUAAAAUAUAGAAUUGAACCCAAUUAUGGCAAAAUGUAAAGUAAUUAUGACAUUUAUCAUUGUACUCAACAAUUUGCACUUUGAUGGGCAUAAUGUCACACUUUAUAUUGUUGGAUUUUGAUUUUAAUACUUUUAAAUUGUUGGAUGCUAGAUAUUGAAAAAUUUAAAUACUACAAUGGACUGUCUCAAAUACAAUGCAUGCUAAAUGUAUAAUUCAUGUUUAUGUCAUGUAUGUUGCUCACAAUGUUUAGUAUUUAUUACAUACAAUCAGUUCUCUAUUACAUUUUUUUAAUCAUGAAAUUAUUGUCAGCAGAUUAAUUUAUUAUAGUCUCAAUUUAACUUAAUGAAAUAUUUUUUUAAUUAGAAAACGCCAGAAAUAUCACAGUACUCUUUGAGUUAUUUAAAAACCACUAUUGUGUUUUUAUUAAAACAUGAAAUGGAUAAUUUUACAAAAGAAAAACAUCAAGUAGCCUAACAAAAAAAAACCGUAUAAAAACAGUAAGUUAAACUUAAGUUUGUUAUUCUGUUUUUUCUUUUCCUUGAAGUUCUACACAAGUGUCAGUACUGCCCUCUGUGUUAGCUAGUAGUACAGUGGGGAAUGCUAUUAGGGUGAAAGAAUGAACUGUGACAACUUUGUAUGCCUAAUACCUUCAUUGAACCAUCAUUUCUGUUACAGAUAUUUUUGUUGAACUAUUUUGUAUGUUAUUGGAAUAUAUACAAGCAUAUUACAUAAAAUUUUUAUCAUUUGUUUGGCCUAUAAUUUUUAUGCCCCCACAAUGUGGGAGCAUAUAGCGUUGCACUUGUCCGUCCGUCCGUCAAUCCGUCAGUCCGUCCGUCAGUCCGUCCGUCCGUACGUCCCGAAAUCUUGUGAACGCAACUCCUCUUAAACCGGAUGGCAGAUUUUGCUUAAACUUACAGGGAUGAACAACCCUAAUGUGUAGAUGGUAGUAAAGGAAGGAAUUUUUGCUGCGACCAAAUUUAACAGAAUUAUGGCCCUUUGUUGAUUUUUUCACUAGAUACUAAGUAGAAAUUUUGUGAACGCAACUCCUCUUAAACUGGAUGGCAGAUUUUGCUUAAACUUACAGGGAUGAACAACCUUCAGGUGUAGAUGGUAGUAAAGGAAGGAAUUUUUGCUGCGACCAAAUUUAACAGAAUUAUGGCCCUUUGUUGAUUUUUUCACUAUAUACUAUGUAGAAAUUUUGUGAACGCAACUCCUCUUAAACUGGAUGGCAGAUUUUGCUUAAACUUACAGGGAUGAACAACCUUCAGGUGUAGAUGGUAGUAAAGGAAGGAAUUUUUGCUGCGACCAAAUUUUACAGAUUUAUGGCCCUUUGUUGAUUUUUUCACUAUAAUUGUACUAUGUAGAAAUUUUGUGAAUGCAACUCCUCUUAAACCGGAUAGCAGAUUUUGCUUAAACUUCCAGGAAUGAACAACCUUAAUGUGUAGAUGGUAAUAAAGAAAGGAAUUUUUGCUGCAACCAAAUUUAACAGAAUUAUGGCCCUUUUUUUAUUUUUUCAUUAUAUACUAUGUUGAAAUUUUGUGAAUGCAACUCCUCUUAAACCUGAUGGCAGGUUUUGCUUAAACUUCCAGGGAUUAACAACCUUAAUGUGUAGAUGGUAGUAAAGGAAGGAAUUUUUGCUGCGACCAAAUUUAACAGAAUUAUGGCCCUUUGUUGAUUUUUAGUUUUCAACUUGUGGCACAUGUAGUCCAAAAAAUAUUUGACCUAGAGUCAUAAGAUUGACAGAACAGUGGCGUGUGGGGGCAUCCGUGUCCUAUGGACACAUUUCUAGUUUACACUUAUAUUUACCCCUUUAUUCUGUGCAUGCAAUUUGUAUGAAUUGAUAAUUUUGUAGAUUAUAAAUUCCGCAGAAAUUUUUGUUUGUUCUUUGAACUUAGUGAACUAAGUAGGUUACAGGUUAUUUAGUGAUAUAGUAAACCCAACAUGUCAGGUCAGUAUAUUAUUUGUACAAUCAUGGUAAAUUUUGAUGCAUGUUACUAGGAUAUUUGUUUAUUUUCCUUUUAUUAUACAGAAUUUAACCUUGCUGAUGGAUGAGAAAAUUUUUUAUACAUGAUUUACUCAAAUGAAAUGUGAAAAAUAAUAUUUAGAGCUUCAUAUGAAACUAUUGUUUAUUGUAAAGAACUGUUGUAAAAUUUAUAUAUUCAAUUUAUAAAAAUUUUCACACCAAGUUCUUUACUUUGGAAAUUCGUAUCAAUUUUUGAGUGUAUUGUUUAAGAAAUAGAUAUCAAUUUUUGAGUGUGCUGUUGUAGAAUAAUGCAGGUUAGAGUUCACAUGUGUAGAAAUAUAGUAGGCCCAAGUAAUUAAAUGCAAAGCAUUUGAACGAUAAACUGUGCAUAUACUACAACAAAAGAAAAGUUAAAUAUCUGUUACAUUCUAUCAUGCUUAUAAAAAGUUGAAUUGAUAAAAUAAUGUUGAACUACAUUGAACGGAGAAUUAUUUUCCUCGACGUCAUUUUGGUUUAUUGAUGUCAUAUCUGACAUCAUAUGGCGUUUAAGCAUUCCUUUUUUAUGCUGUGCAUAUUAUGUAUAAUAAUGCACUUGACUGGCCCAUUUCUGUAAUACUUGAAUAAUGUGAAGUGUAAUAGAAUUGAUAUUCUUGCAUUGUCUAUAUUGUUCAUUAUUUUAAUGUUCAGUUUAAAUAACUUAUUUCGUACCCCUUAAAGGAAUUAGGUGUAUAUUAUUUCUCUUCCUGUAGACUAUUUUUUUGCCACUUGUUUUCCCAAAGAAACCAAAUUUAUACCUUGUUGUAUAUUUCUUUCAUUGCUGUUUUUUUAUUUGCUGAAUUCUUUUAUUCUGUGAUAAUAGUAUAACAAAUUUAUUAUUCUUUAAUAAAAAGUGGAGUAAUGAG
Messenger RNA from Ruditapes philippinarum (Manila clam), 5858 nucleotides. Its product is annotated as autophagy-related protein 16-1-like. Lineage: Eukaryota; Metazoa; Mollusca; Bivalvia; Venerida; Veneridae. The record is from RefSeq and is a predicted model, not a curated record. Gene Ontology annotation, molecular function: protein binding. Gene Ontology annotation, cellular component: autophagosome membrane. Gene Ontology annotation, biological process: autophagosome assembly.